GGCAGCUCAAGAAACAGGCGAUCUAACGACAUCGACACCGAGAAACUAAGCGAUGUUCAUCAGUGAGAGAUCUAAACACAGUUUGAUAUCAUUGUCGACGACCGAUUAUACAACAUCUUGAAAUGUCAUAAAGCAUUUGAACAAUUCCGGCCGAGCAUGGAACCUGGAGUUGACUUUGGCAAGCAGUUUACCAACAUCACAGCAUCGUUGGGCCAUAUCGGGGUCGGAGAUCAAACAAACAUCAUGCGCCAACUCCCACGACAAUAUCAUUCCUUCUCAUUCUUUCGACUUUGAAUGAAGCUUUCCAACCUCGGCAUCUGAUCACUCACACCUUCACACUGAAUACCAGCAUCAACGAGCACCGCCAUCGCCUCCUACUCGACAUUGAACUUUGGAAGCUCUGGUGUGAAGGAGCUUACAUCGGGUCAUCCUCACCAUCACUGCCGUCCUUUCGGAUAGUUCUUUGGCUCAAAUGGCGGCGAGUGGUCUCUCAGCCACACCGUGAACCCCGACGGCGCCGGUCAGAAGGAAUCAUUCGAUGCCUGGAUCGCAACGGUUCAAGCAGGCGGUCAUCUUAGCUAAGUAUAAUCCUCUUCAUUAUCGCGGAAUUUACUCCACCGUUCGUCACAAAGCCUGGGUUGCACGACUUGGAAAGUUGAAACAGUUAGACUGUCAUCAUUAUCCCUGCCGUCUCUCAUUUCGUUGCUUGCCAACCAGUGCUCUCACUCCAUCUCCCCCGCACCGCAUGAAUCUGGCCCAACCCAUCCAGUUGGCCAGGUCUUCGAAUGGCCGACCCAAGAUUCCCUUUUGUCCGCUUUCCUAUCCUGGCGAGAUGCCUCGACGAAAAGAGCUUCUUCAGGUUCGAUCGCCAUGCCGUGCACACGGCAUGGAUGAUUCAAGUAGCUUUCUUCAACCUCGCAAGCCCGAUCAAAGGUUCAGUAAAACUUCUUCUCCAGAUGCCGUACCAUUUCUCUCAAUUGUUGGUUGUUCGUUGAACGCUAGCGAGGGGUCGAAACAUGAAACUGUUGCUUUCUCAAGGCUUCAAAACUCGUGAUGAACCUCGACAUGGGACUCCCAUGCUUGGAAGAGGAGUCCUUCGGAUGUCACAACCGGACCCCUGUCAGGCAAGGUGCGGCAACACCUUGCUCUCUCCAUUUGCUUUCGUCAGAAAUUCUCCGUCCGAUGUUCUUCUUCAGGACUGCAACCUUCCUUCUCACGUCUUUGGAUGCUGGUGCUCGGACGUGCUAUACUUGUCACCCGCUCUUGCAGCGAAGGGACGUGUUGAAGUCGGCGGUUGGAAACACUUGCUUCCGCUGCAGAGACGGGAGCGAUCCUAUUUUUGUUGGAUCUAUCUAGGAAGUUAUCAACAAGUGUUGUUGAUGAGUCUAUGUACAAAACAAACAAGUUUUGGGCAACAUAUGCCGAAUAUAAUUCCCAUACCCGGCCAAGAGACAUAAACAAGUCUGGAUACACAAACCCCUUCUCAUAAAAAAAUCGGUGCUCAUGUUUGAUACUUUACCCGUCGUUUCUAAGUAACCCUCCCUGAUUGGUGGAUAUGGAUUCGAAUCGUACUGUGGUGGUUACAUAGCGUGCCUUAAUAUAGCACCCCGGUCAUGUCCCUUCUUGCCGCAAAUGGUCCCCAGUGCCGACAGGGGGCCUUCUUCUGCCAAGGGAUUCUCGAGAAGUUCUUGGGAUUCGGGUCUCAGAGUUCGGCCAUGGCGGGGAUCCCGCCCCUUCACCACCAGCCGCCCUAUGACAGUGGUGUCGUUCGGCGAUGGCUUGGGCACACCACGAUGGAAGCAUACAAAGGGUGGUCAUGCCCCCCUGCUGCUCAUCCUCGCCUCCGUUUGUUGCUCAAGGAUUCUUACCUUGUCGCUCUCUCUCUCUCUCUUCACAAACCUAGGCACAGGUUGUCAGUGUCAUGAAUAUCUCUUGGGUACUCUCCAACUGUUGAUGGAUCCUUUCUAAUCAAACUUUUCUCUUCUCCGCUGCCGGCUUGUGUUUUUUCUUGGUUUCUUAUGUGUUGUGCUUUUCCUUCUUUUUCUUCUUCAGGGUCAGCAUCUUAUAUUGCGGGACAUGGAGAUAACCAUACCUCCACGAGACCAUGGACCUUCGACUUUUCGAUAUGCGUGGGAUGAGAACGGUGAGGUGACACAGAUGACAAGAGUACGAGAGGACCAGCCAUCCCCACUAGUCACACCACGACCUAUCCCAGGUCGACAAACUAUUCAAUGGCCCUUCCAGAGCAUCGUUACCGAGACGGAAAUCGCCUCCCCGACAACGACGACACACUUCCACCAUCACCACCAUUAUCAUCACAGACGGGCGACGACAGCUACGACUUGGCGACCAUGGCUACAAAGGAGGAGAGAUAGCGACGGGCACUCGAUAGCGAGGAAUUUGGUGCCAGAUUACGUCGUCAACUACCUCCGAGGUGAAACACCAGAAACUGUGUCAAAGCGGAAGUAUAUCCAUUAUGGGGUGGGCAAAGAGGGGAAACGCCCACUGCCGGGGAGUUCGCAUCGGCAUCUCCAAUCACGAGCGGCCGAGUUUGGAGGAUUUUACGAAUCGGAGUCUUCAGAAGGGAGAGGGAGCGGUGACUCUGGUGGUGAUCAAGAGCGCCUGGGUUUCGGCAACGAGAAACGGCGAGGAGGUGAUGGCAGGGCGUUGAGGAAUACUCUUCUUGUGGGGUGGAGGGCCGGGGUGGCUUUUAACACGCUGGUCGGGUUUGUGAUUUUGAUUGUGGGGUUCAUCUGUCUGAUACUGGCGAUAUCGAAGGCUUCAUUGCUUGGAGGGGGUGGUGGGAGACUGGCGAUUUUCACGGGGAGUUGCGCGGCAGCUACGCGGAUUGACUGGGGAUUGCAUGCCGUUGUUAACGUGUUUUGUGUGGUGUUAUUGGCGGGGGCACAUUAUGUGUUUCAGGUGCUGAGCAGUCCGACGAGGGAAGAGGUCGAUGAGGCUCAUCGGAAAUGGCAAUGGUUGGAUAUCGGGGUGCCAAGCUUUCGAAAUUUGAGGUUUAUUGGGAGAGUGAGGGUGGUGCUGGCGGUUGUGGUUAUGGGGGUGGCGGUUGUUACUCAGAUAAUGUAUAAUGCGGUAAUCUUCACUUCGCAAACAGCGCCUGACUUCAAGGCUGCUGUCGUUACGGAUGCCUUCACUCGAGGCGCAUCAUUCAGCAACGCUACGGAAAACAACAAUGGCGGACUGAGCCGACUCGAAAUUCUCAGUCUUCAGCGGCAAGCAAGCAGCGACGGCAUGGCCAAUUUGACGAGAUCCGACUGCUUCAUUCAACUCGACCGCACCCUCGAGUCCGACCUAUCAGCCAUUCUGCUUGUUUCCAACAUCAACUCGCCUUCUUCGCUUCUCCAAACCGCUGCAGGACCCCGAACCUCGCCUUUCAGCUCGAUCGUGUCUGACCAGUCCACAAUUCGUUACUGUCUCUCCGCUCCUCUUAUUCAGCCAAAGACGUGCGAAGUCAACCUCAAUGCCUCACUGCUGGGCGUUGUCGCCCUCCUCAACUCCUUUGCGCUGGUAGCAGGCGCCUCCAUUCUCUUCAAGCACCACUCCCGCUUCUCGCCUCUAUGCACCCUCGGUGAUGCCAUCAACUCCUUUCUCAGGGAGCCCGACACUGCCACCCAGCAGUCCGGCUCACUCCUGUCCAAGAAACAGGAUGUCUUGACCGGCCGCUGGGGAGCGGGCAUUAACGAGCCAGCCAGAUAUUACAUUCCCACCCACCAUUACUGGAUCAAAUCCGUUUCUUUCACCAACCUCACCACCUUUGUAGCGGUUUGGACGGUUAUCGCCUCCUUGGUAAUUGUUGCCCUGGCAAUAUCCGUCUGCCACGAUCCAGAGCACCUCCUUACAUCGUUUCCGUCAACUCUGCUCGGAGCGAAAUCGCUGGUCAUGUUUCCGGGGGGUAUCCCACCUGCGGGCGCGGCUAUCAUUACUGCCCUCCCACAACUUGGGCUGGUACUUCUUUAUCUCACGACGAAUAGCAUUCUUACGAGUUAUCACUUAUCCCACGAGUGCUCACUCUUCGCGGUCUCACCCCGCCCACUUAGACUUUCUUCGCCUUUUCCCCAGGGCCUUCAGACUAGCAGUUUAUUUCUCACGCUGCCGCGCCCGCUCUCGUGGCUGCUUAUUUUUGGUUUUAUCGCGCUGGGCUUUCUUCUCUCUCAAUCAUUCGUUUUGGUGUCGGUCACUACUGGUGACAUGACCGCCAACGCUGUCGGCCUGAGCGGUGUCGGGCUGUUGGCUCUGCUCUCGCUGUUGCUCAUUCUAUUGUUGCUAGUCUUGGGGUUAGGUUUGCGAAAGGCCCCUCCUGCUGGUCUUCAGGGGUGGGAGCUGAAAGGGAACCCUAUGGUGCUGGAAGGGGGGAGUUGCUCGGCUGUUGUUGCUGCUAGGUGUCAUUAUCAUCAGUUUUUUGUGCCGGGGGGGAAUGGGACGAGGGAUGGGACUACGAUUAGUGGGGGGGAGAGGAGGAGGGAGCAGAGUAUUUGGAAACAGGAGUUGAUUUGGGGGGUUAUUAAGCCGGGGGUUGGGAUGGAGGUUGGGCUUUGUGGGUUUGGGAGGGGGGAGGCUCAGGAUGGGGUGGGGAGGUUAGGGGUGGGGAGGUGUUAUGCUUGA
Podospora pseudocomata is the source of this 4623-nucleotide messenger RNA. RefSeq lists its product as uncharacterized. The record is from RefSeq and is a predicted model, not a curated record. Lineage: Eukaryota; Fungi; Ascomycota; Sordariomycetes; Sordariales; Podosporaceae. The coding region runs from base 2077 to 4623 and encodes 848 amino acids. The transcript is spliced from 3 exons.